Penaeus vannamei (Pacific white shrimp) is the source of this 1993-nucleotide messenger RNA. NCBI's taxonomy places the organism in Eukaryota, Metazoa, Arthropoda, Malacostraca, Decapoda, Penaeidae. The record is from RefSeq and is a predicted model, not a curated record.
UCAAUAGUGAAAAGUAGCAGUAGUGUCGUUGUCAUUGCUACACCUUUCCCAUUCAGCCCCAGAACGACCGUCAGAAUCCGUGGUGUUCCUGCGCCCGGCUGUCCAACGCUCCCGGCUGGCGAGGGCGGCGGGGAGCUGCUCUUCGCCGGCGAGAUCUGCAGCGGCGACGAAGGGCGGCGGAGGCUGCCCUUGCGGAGGGAAGGAGGCCCUGCGGACGCCCGUGGAGCAGCCGUAGCGCGUCCAGCCGGCAGCAGCAGCAUCACCUUCUCCGUUUACUCGGCGACAUCUCCCGGUCAGUUGCCUGUCAGAGGUCACGCAGUGAAGGUGGUAGUGCCCCUCUUCCCGCCUGUGUCCGAGAGCCCUUGAAACUCGCAUUGAGAUUUGGAACUUAUUUUACAAGCCGAACAGUAAUUAAGUUUGAGUGUGAUUCUACAGUUUGGAUUUCGAGUGAAAUAUUACUUAUUUUGUGAAUAUCCAAGUCGCACGUGAGUGUCGUUUUCAUUGUUCCCAAAAUGUGCUCGUAAGGAACGUAAGUGACAGGUCCGACGAAGUUCAGGAGCUGGGUCGCUUUUCCAAGGGCUAGACACACUGCCAUAGGACCCUGCGCCCCUCGGGAGAGCCAUGAGCUCCCUGUAACCGGUUGGUUGCUGAAAGCGUUUAUGAAGAGCAGGAAUAGGACUCCAAGAUGACUUCGAAUUUCCCGCCCAAGAGUUCCGCUUCUCUACUGGUCGCUGUCGUAGUGGUCGUCGCGCUGAGCCGCUGCAGCUGUGCCUCCAAGGUGGUCCUCCGAGACAGCGGUUACGAGGGCGUGGUGGUGGCGCUCGAGGACGACCUCCCGCCAGCACUCUGCGAGGACCUUAUCGCCGGACUCGAGGUGACGCAGCUGUGCGACGAGGGCAGCCACGCCCGCGAGGCGCCCACGCGCCACAACCUCCUGUGCGGCGGCCGCUCCGUGUGGGAGGUGCUGAGGGCGAGUCCGGACUUCCAGAACAAUCGGAACGCCGAAGAAGCGCCGACGGAAAGUGACGUCGCCUUCCGCUACGUGCGCGCGCAGCCGCCCAGGAUCGUCCUGCUCAUCGACGACACUGACGUCAUGAACGUGCAGAAACGGUGGGAGUUCGUCCGCAAGGCCGUCCGCAAGGUGGUCACCUACGACGUCCCCGACGGCCACAGCGUCGGCCUCGUCGUGUUCGACUCCGCAGCGGCCACCAAGUACCCUCUGACGCGGCUGACGGACGGCGCCACGCGGGAGAAGGUAGGGUCGUCCCUCCCGCGGAACCCCUCUCGGGAGCCCCACCACAAGCGCUGCCUCCUGUGCGGCCUGCGGGAGGCCCUGCGGAUGCUGCGGCAGGACAGCACAGGCAGUGGUGCAGGCCAUGUAGUGCUGCUGACUGCUGGGGGAGGCGAACCCCUGGACGCGACCCGGACCAAUGAGGCGUCUCACGCCCUGACGGCGGCCGGCGUCGUGCUGCACGCCAUCGUGUACCCGCUGACCGAGAAGUACCCGACGCCGGGCGCCGGCCUCGAGACCGUGGCGGCGCUCAGCGGCGGCCGCACCUACAUCGUGCCCGACCAGGGCAUCGGCGCCGACUCCAAGCUCAGCAUGUACUACAACCUGCUGGACUCUCUGUACACGGCGCUGGCCGGCGUGACGGGCCCGUCCGUGCUGCCGGUGAAGGUGCACGCGGCGGAGCACCCCGGGGGGCGCGUGGCCGUGUCCCAGGGCACCUUCGCGCUGGACCCGCACCUGGGCGCCGACACCGUCUUCGCCAUCUUCUACUACCACGUGACCCACGUGGGGAACCUCAUCCACCUGGUCAGCCCGCAGGGGCAGGUCAUCGACACGGCCAACAUGCAGAAGGAGGACGCCAACAUCAACAUGAUCACCGUGAGGCUGGCGGAGGCGCAGGCCACGGCGGGCCAGUGGCACUACAAGGUGGAGAACAGGGCGGACUCGCACCAGGCGCUCUACGUGCAGGUCACCUCGCGCCGC